ACAGAAGCCAAGAACUGUCAAGAGCUGUUGGGUAAAGGGAAGAUCCUGAGCGGCUGGUACACCAUCUACCCCCAAGGCUGCAACGCCACCACCGUCUUCUGCGACAUGGACACAGAUGGCGGAGGGUGGAUUGUUUUCCAGAGGCGCUGGGAUGGGUCAGUGAACUUCUUGCGAGAUUGGGAUUCAUACAAACGAGGCUUUGGCAACCAGCUAACGGAGUUCUGGCUGGGGAAUGACAACAUCCACUUCCUCACCUUGCUGGGACCCUGUGAACUCCGCAUUGACCUGAGAGACUUUGAAAACAACUACUAUUUUGCCAAGUACGCUUCAUUCAGAGUUUUAGGAGAGUCUGAGAAAUACAAACUGGUUCUAGGAGACUUCCUUGGUGGAAAUGCUGGAGACUCCUUAUCAUACCACAAGGACAUGCCAUUUUCAACAACAGACCGGGACAACGACAUGAGCAACUUUAACUGUGCCAUAGAAUACAAGGGAGCAUGGUGGUACAAUGACUGCCAUUACUCCAACCUGAAUGGGAUGUACUGGCUGGGCGUUCACGGGAGCUAUGCUGAUGGCAUAAACUGGAAGACGGGCAAAGAAUACCAUUACUCCCAUAAGAGAACAGAAAUGAAAUUCAGGCCAGUUUAACAUGGCAAGAGGGUGUUUGACUAGCACUCAAAGGCGCCACUCAACAGCCAAAAGAAGACACAAAACAUAACCGUUUUUGAGG
Cariama cristata (Red-legged seriema) is the source of this 727-nucleotide messenger RNA. Its product is annotated as ficolin-2-like. Lineage: Eukaryota; Metazoa; Chordata; Aves; Cariamiformes; Cariamidae. The record is from RefSeq and is a predicted model, not a curated record. The annotation marks the transcript as partial. The transcript has 4 exons.